AGGCAAGUUAAAUAUCAAACAAUCUGACGCUUCACCAUUGGUAGCCAUCUUUGCAUGAGAGACUGAGAGGGGAGACAUUAUUCUUCUAUCCAUCUCCAAGCAGAAGAGGGAGCAAAAUUCAAGCUGUUGACACCCCCACAAAUGUCACCGGCGACAGUGUGUGGCUCCCACGGCUCACUGAAUAGGCUGGAAAACAUACAGGAGGACAGCCCUGCGAGUUGGCUUCCAGCGACUUGUCCCCCGCCGGAAACUCCGACCGAGUCGAUGGAGUUCCUUGCUAGGUCAUGGAGUAUUUCAGCAGCAGAACUCUCUAAAGCUCUUACCCAUACUUGUGUGGCAGUGAACAACACUUCCGACAAGUUACCUCUCGGUUCUGUUGGUGGUAAACCACAGAUUGCCAUCCCCACAGCUCGAAAGGAAUCUGUGUUACAGAAACUGGAACCUUUAGCAGGUGCUGAAAGCCCUCCGGACUCUCCAAGAGAAAGUGAUGAUACACAGGAGCUCUUUUUACUCCAUCGAGCCCUAAAUCCAGAUUCCCUCAUUAGUCAGCAACUAGUAAAAAAUGGGUUGUAUAAGAACAUUGUGAGAGGAAGGACAGUGGGCAGAUGGUUGAAAGAUCAAAAGGAGAGGAAGAAGCAGGAGUUAAGAACCCACAAUGCCCAAUUGCACUCAGCAGUAUCUGUGGCCGGGGUCGCUGCUGCUGUGGCUGCUCUCACUGCCUCAUUAGCGACAUUGCCUGAAAAGUCGACUACUCAACACAAGGCACCUUCCAAAACAUCAGCUGCGGUUGCAUCUGCAGCAGCUUUAGUAGCAUCACAUUGCAUUGAGAUAGCAGAGGAAAUGGGAGCUGAGCAGGAACACAUCUUGGCAGUGGUCAGUUCUGCAGUUAACGCAAGGACUAAUGGAGACAUCAUGGCCCUAACCGCUGGAGCGGCUACAGCCUUGAGAGGGGCUGCCACACUAAAAGCAAGGCUGCAGAAGGGUUAUAGCACUGCAGCUAUUGCUCUGACUGGUGAACAGGUUGAAGAGGGCAGAGAGUCAAAUGUCGCAGAAACACUGAAUUUUGUUUCGAAAGGAGGAGAGCUUCUCAAGCGUACAAGGAAAGGAGCUCUCCACUUGAAGCAAGUUUCUUUCAACAUAAACAUGAAUUGGCAGGUGGUAGCUAAAAUGAAGAGCAAGCAUAUGGCAGGAACAUUCACAAAGAAAAAGAAGUGUAUAAUUUCUGGAGUCUAUAGUGACAUCCCAGCAUGGAAAGGAAGAGAGAGGGAGGAAAGCACCGAGAAGAGGGCUUACUUUGGGAUAGAAACUGGUGACAGGAUAAUAGAAUUCGAAUGCAGAAAUAAAAGUGACAAACAAAUGUGGAUAGAGGGGAUUCAGCAUAUGAUGAAUGGCGAAGCCUACUUGACAUGAUUUUGAGAGAAAAAGGCUAUGUCCAAAUUGUAAACCGGAAGAAACCUAUGUUAUGUUCUUCACAAACCAAACUACCAUGGAAAGUCUACCUCAAACAAGAAAAACUAGUUUUUUAAAAGAGCCAAACCAAACCGAGCCUUAUGUCCCAAUCACUUGAGGUCGGCUACAUUAAUCAUUUUCCUCCAUUGAGCUCUGUCAAGGACCACUUGUUCACACAAACCUACUAUACUUGUAUCGUUGCGCACCACAGCAUAUAAUGUCAAUUUAGGUCUA
Messenger RNA from Rhododendron vialii, 1683 nucleotides. RefSeq names its product VAN3-binding protein. The record is from RefSeq and is a predicted model, not a curated record. The transcript is spliced from 9 exons. NCBI's taxonomy places the organism in Eukaryota, Viridiplantae, Streptophyta, Magnoliopsida, Ericales, Ericaceae. The coding region runs from base 142 to 1410 and encodes 422 amino acids.